AUGUCUCUCUACGUCUCACUUUUUCCCUUGGUCACUUUAUUCUCUCUCCCUUUCAACCACUUGUCUUCCUCUCCCUUUAUACUUGGCCACUUCUUAAAAAAAAAAACUUUUGUCAAUUUUUUUCUCUUGCUUUCUUUAAAACUUUGUCACUUUUCUCUAUCUCUCUCUCUCUCUCUCUCUCUCUUUCUCUCUUGUCACUUUUCUCUCUCUUUUCAAACCCUUGUCAGUUUUCUCUCUCUUUUCAAACCCUUGUCGGUUUUCUCUCUCUUUUCAAACCCUUGUCGGUUUUCUCUCUCUUUUCAAACCCUUGUCGGUUUUCUCUCUCUUUUCAAACCCUUGUCGGUUUUCUCUCUCUUUUCAAACCCAUGUCGGCUUUCUCUCUCUUUUCAAACCCAUGUCGGCUUUCUCUCUCUUUUCAAACCCAUGUCGGCUUUCUCUCUCUUUUCAAACCCAUGUCGGCUUUCUCUCUCUUUUCAAACCCUUGUCGGUUUUCCUCCUCUUUUCAAACCUUUUCACUUCAGCCUCUUUUCAAAUCUUUUUCACUUCUCUCUUUCUCUUUAA
This is a messenger RNA of Acanthosepion pharaonis, 561 nucleotides long. The record is from the annotation of a GenBank genome assembly. NCBI's taxonomy places the organism in Eukaryota, Metazoa, Mollusca, Cephalopoda, Sepiida, Sepiidae.